Mercenaria mercenaria is the source of this 2980-nucleotide messenger RNA. RefSeq lists its product as uncharacterized. The record is from RefSeq and is a predicted model, not a curated record. Gene Ontology annotation, molecular function: serine-type endopeptidase inhibitor activity. The coding region runs from base 296 to 2578 and encodes 760 amino acids. The transcript has 3 exons. Lineage: Eukaryota; Metazoa; Mollusca; Bivalvia; Venerida; Veneridae.
UCUAUUUUAAUGACUGUUUACAAUUAAUAAAGAAUAACCUUGGUGUCAUAAAAGUGAUAUUAAUUACCAUGUUUUCUAGGUAAUGCAUACAUGUAGAUGACAAUUAAUAACGGAGGUCAACAAAAAGUGACCAUGUCAUUUUGUCCACUUAAAGGAGAUAUGAUAAUUUGUUUACUAUUUAAUACGUAUACUUGUUUUGUACGGUGUUUAUUCCGGACUUACCUUAACGUACGACCUGACAUGUAAAAAGACGUUGCACGUUGUUAUAACUAUUGCUGGAUUAAAAAUAAACAAAAUGAAUUUAAUUGUUUAUGUUACCAUUAUUGGAUUAGCGCACGCUAGUAGCACACCUUCCCCACAGAACGUAAAAGUUGCCAGUUCCCAACCACUUCCUGCAAUAACCGGAAGUACUACUCAGCCACUUCCUGUAGUAACCGGAAGUACUACCCAGCCACUUCCUGAAGUAACCGGUAAUAUCAAUAAACAAUCGUCAGUGACAACUGCGAGGAAAGAUGGUAUACCAGAAAUUAGCACCACAGCUCCUUUUGCCACCAUAUCUACUUCAAAUAAAAAUUCAGAUAAUUCUAAUGCGCUGGAAAGUGGGAUUUUAGGCAUUAUAGGAACGCAAGACGCUGUUAAUCUAGAGGUAAAGGCCAUUGCAGAUAUUCCUCACGGUGGAUUAAGUAACACGAAAGAAAGUGGUAAUGCAGUUCCUGCUGAGGUAGCCGAGAAUCCUGGUAAAGAUUCUAACGAUAUUGUACUUAUAGAUCAUGCAAGCGGGCAAGUUGAAGUUUUAACAACAGUUAACUCAGAUAAUGGGAUAUCAAAUGCAUCAGUAGAUGCCGUAACUGCAAAUAAACAAAACAUAAAUAACAGUACUCCAACAGAAACCGCCGAAAUUCCAAAAGAAGUUAAAAUAUCAGCGAAAGAAAAAAAGAUCACUGAUCCUUCUAGUGACAACAUAAUUAACCCAGCUAUAAAUUCUGUAAGUGAUAAAAAGGUUGCAGGCUCAGACAUGCCAAGUGAAUUAAUAACAGACCAAUCUUUAAACGACGUAAAGGUAAAAGACCAGUCGAUCACUAUAAAAACAGGCACGCAAGGAAAUAAUAUGAGACUUGUAAAUGUCGCUCCAGAAACAGUACAUGGGAAUGAUCCAAAGAGCACACAGGAAGUAAAUAAAAACAACAGAAAGGUAGACAAACAUUCAAAAGACGGUCACAGUCAAAAGAGCGAUCCAAUGGUAAAUGAAGAUGUUGCAAUGAACAAGGUGUUAGUUACCGGGGAUAUCAAUUUAGAUACAAAUAAAGCUGAUAAAACGACAAACUGUAACGUUAAGAAUAGUAAAUGUGUACCCACAAGAGCAGAACUUGUUGCUGCAGGAGUUGAUAACGUCGACUUAAUGCAACACGCCGUCGAUCUAAAAUCUCCCAAAUUUAUCUUGGACACAAGUAAAACAGCCGAGGCAAAUGGAAAUAAAGCUGGUGAGAACAACAAUUGUAAUGUCAAGAAUAGUAAAUGUGUUCCCACGCGAGAAGAACUUGUCGCAGCAGGAGUUGAUAAUGUCGACUUAAUGCAACACGCCAUCGAUAUAAAACCUCCCAAGUUUAUCUUGGACAAGCUGUCCACAAGUAAAACAGCCGAGGCAAAUGGAAAUACAGCUGGUGAGAACAAAAAUUGUAACGUCAAGAAUAGUAAAUGUGUUCCCACGCGAGAAGAACUUGUGGCAGCAGGAGUUGAUAAUGUUGACUUAAUGCAACAUGCCGUCGAUCUAAAACCUUCCAAGUUUAAUUCAAAUAAACCAUCUAGCAGUAAAACAGCAGAAACAAACUCAAAUAAACCUAGUACAGGUUGUAAUGUAAAGAACAGUACAUGCGUUCCUUCAGAGAAAGAACCUAUCGCUGCCGGAAUGGACAUGAACGUUCCUAUGCAAUUUAGUAUUGAUACAGAAAAUGCUUUCCUUGGACAGUUAAAGCAAAGUGAACCAGACGUCGUUGAUACGAAUACAGCGAAAGCAUUGAACAUUGUUGAUAGCACUAACACAGGCAUCAGUAUGACUUCCAGUUCCGAAAAUAAAGACAAAAGGGCAGGAAAUGCGCCGACUUUUAAAACGUCUGCAGAUGAAAUCACCAAGGUGAUGCAGCCAGCAACAAUUCAACAAAUCCCAGAGCCGAGCCAAACAACACAACCGACGAAAUCAGCCGAACUGACUACAGCUAGCAACGCAUUACAAACUUCAACAGCAAUUAGCGCUAAAAUGACGUCAGCAGCGGAGCAGACGACAAGCGCGACAACAGAGUUCCAGACUUGUCCUAGCAUAAAAUGUCAAGAAACAUGUGCUUAUGGCAGAAAAGUCAACUCGAACGGAUGUGAAACAUGCGAGUGCAAAUUUUCAAACAAUUGUCCACGAGUUUCAACAGCGUCUAGACUGCUCUGUCUUCUUCGUGCAAGAACAGAUCAAAAUUGUGCAUCGAACGCAGACUGUAGGCGGAACCGGAUAUGCUGCCCAGGCGCGUGCGGACCAGUUUGCAGACGAGCGUCCAGACGCAGUUCCAUGUUUCUGUCUAUGCUAGUUGAUUAAUAGCUGAAGUAUUUUAGAAACCAGAUUAAUCCUACAUUGUGUAUAAUAGUGCAUUUUUAUCUUAGAGGGAAUGCAGUCAUGAUAGGGUGUUUUAAGGAAGAACUAAGGAAAAUAGUUCACACUUAAUAUUAUGUCCGCCAUGUGUUUGUAUCGUUUAUGAUUAGACUGGUGAUAACGUUUGUUUAUAUUUUUUUCAAAUUUGUUCAAAUAUAAUCCAAUUCGCGGUGUAUUUUACUUUCUCUAAAUAAGGACAUUAACUGACGAUAUCUGUAGUUUUCAAAAGUGAGGUUCCACGAAAAUCAACAACUGCGAGUGGCUCCUGUGCAAAUAUUUAAAACAAAAUACAGGUAGACUGUAGGUGUACAUAGUAUACUGUAUAUCGAAUAUAUUUGGUGUUUCUUU